AUGGCUGCAUUUAUUUCGCGUAGUCCACUUGAGCGACAAGACAACGACAAAGGAGCAAUGGCACAAUUGGGACAGCACAUGGCUGAGCUAUUGCAUGAAUUGGGAUUUGUUAUCGAGGCUGCAGCGACAGCUCCACAACAGCCACUUGAGCCAGAACCCAAGAAUAAGAGAAGGCGAGACAACAGUGACGAUGAGGAAACCCAAGAAUCAAGGACGUACAAUUGUGAGCUUGAGUUUGAAGUCACAACUGGGGGUGUGGAUGCUGCAGACCAAACUAGAGAUGACUCUGUGGAUAGCAACGGUUCCGACAAAGAGUACGAGCCAGCAAACGAGUUUACCGUGAGUUUACGUCUCGUCUACGUAAUCAAGCCGGAGAUCAGUCUAGUCGACAUACCCAUAAACAUGUACAUUACUAAGUCAGAGUUGAUCAAAUACUUGAUGGAUCGAUUAGUGCUACGACGGAGUGAGGACGCAGCAGCCACUGAUUUGUACUCAAUACAGUCCAAGAUCAAGAAGUUGUUGAGCUUGGUUGGUGUUCGAUGCUGUAUUGAUGGAUGUGAGUUGGACUUGUAUAGAGGAGAUGGAUUUUAA
This is a messenger RNA of Lodderomyces margitis, 591 nucleotides long. RefSeq lists its product as uncharacterized. The transcript is spliced from 2 exons. The record is from RefSeq and is a predicted model, not a curated record. Bases 1 to 591 code for a protein of 196 amino acids. NCBI's taxonomy places the organism in Eukaryota, Fungi, Ascomycota, Pichiomycetes, Serinales, Debaryomycetaceae.